Heterostelium album PN500 is the source of this 1881-nucleotide messenger RNA. It is a transcript of the gene utp15, whose product is annotated as U3 small nucleolar RNA-associated protein 15 homolog. Gene Ontology annotation, molecular function: protein binding. The transcript has 4 exons. Gene Ontology annotation, cellular component: nucleolus. NCBI's taxonomy places the organism in Eukaryota, Evosea, Eumycetozoa, Acytosteliales, Acytosteliaceae. Bases 1 to 1881 code for a protein of 626 amino acids. Gene Ontology annotation, biological process: rRNA processing; positive regulation of transcription by RNA polymerase I. The record is from RefSeq and is a predicted model, not a curated record.
AUGGCAGAUGACUAUACUUUCUUACAUCAACUACCGGAUGUACCACUACCGUUUGUCAAUCCAAAUGGCAAUGCAGCGAACAAGUGGGAUAUGAAACAGACCAAGACCAAGCCAUAUGGCUAUGGCUCUGUCAAUGGUAUUACAUUCGAUAGCGACAACAGAAUGAUGGUUACAUUCAACAAGAGAGUGAUGUUGUUCAAUCUCGAUCCAAAGUCACUGCUAUCGACCACCGCCGAGAAGAAUAUCGCCGACUACAAAGAACACAAUGCACUCUGUGCAAACUUCCGUUCUGACGCCAGACUUGCCGCUAUCUCUGACGAGCAAUCCAACAUCAAACUAUACAACUUGGAAGCAAAGAGUAAUCUUAGAACAUUUAAAGGACAUACUGGUUCUGUACAUGUUGUUAAAUUCAUUGGAAAGAGUAAAUUGAUAUCUGGAUCUAACGAUCAUAGUGUUAGAGUAUGGGAUAUUGGAGAUGCCGAGGAGAGUAGAGUUAUAGGUAAGCACAACGAUCAGGUGCGUGCAUUGUGUGGUCACCCGACCAAAGAGAAUCUUUGGUUGAGUGGUGGUUACGACCACAAGGUAAAACUCUGGGAUCUCAACACCGACACCUGCAUUCAUACACUCGACCACGGUGCACCCGUAGAGGACAUCAUCGUUCUAAAGUCUGGUGCAAUGGCAGUGUCAGCCGGUGGUACUCACAUCUGUAUCUGGGACUUACUCUCCGGUAAGCAAGUCUAUCAAUCUAGAAAUCAUGUAAAAACCAUUACAUCAUUAUAUUUAAAUUCAAAAGGAACAAAAUUCUUAUCAGCUGGUUUAGAUCAUAUGGUAAAAGUAUAUAGUACUUCAACGUAUCGUGUUGUUAGUACGAUCAAGUUCAAUGAUCCGAUUCUCUCGAUGACAAUGAAUCAUAAGAAACUCUAUGUUGGUACUACCAAUGGUAAUAUUCAAGUUGCCAUUAAGAGAGCGAUUGUCGAAACAAACAAAGCAAAGACAACCGGCAAGUCGAAUGUUCCAACCAGACCAAUGACCAUCGUAGAUGCCAGUAAAUUCAAGUGUUCCAACGUUGACAAACUAUUAAAGAAAUUCGAACAUAAAGCUGCAUUCGAUUCUGUUUUAAAUAUUGAAAGAAGAGCAGAUUUAUUUUUUAAGGUUGUUUGUGAGUUGUCGAGACGUGAAGCAUUGGAGAAGGUCUUGGAAGGAAGAGAUCCUGCUAGUCUAAAGUUAUUGCUCGAUAUGAUUGGAAAGAUGAUGCAAUCACCAAAGUAUGUGUCUUGCGGUGUUAUGUUGGUCGAUAGAGUAUUGGAUAUCUACAAGUAUGCAUUGUACGAGGAUAACGAGACCUCCAAGCAGCUCAAUAAACUUAAAGUGCUGGUAAGAGAAGAACUAAAGAGACAAAGUGAAUUCCUCAAGAUUGCCGGUGCACUCGAAAUACUUUACAGUAAUCAAGAGAUACAAUCAUCUUCAUUAUUCUCAUCUACAACUACAACAACAGAAGUACAAAAACAACAACAAGAUCAAACAUUGGUAACUGAUGAAAAAGUCGAUAAUACAACAAACAAUGAUCAUAAAUCAAAUGGAAAACAACAAGAAAAAGAAAAAGAAGAAGAAGAAGAAGAAAGUGGAAGUGAAAGUGGAAGUGAGGAUGAAAAUGAAAGUGAAAGUGAAAGCGAAAGCGAAAGUGAAGAAGAAGUAAAGAAACCAACUAAAGUAGUAACUCAAACACCAUCAAAGAAAAAUACAACCAACAACAACAAUAAUAAUAAUAGUAAAACACCAGUCAAACAAGUUGCAGCAACUCCAAAGAGAAAAGCUGAAGAAGUUGUAACAGCUGUACCAAGUUCCAGUCAAAAGAGAUCGGCAAAGAAACAACAAAAAUAA